This is a messenger RNA of Australozyma saopauloensis, 1899 nucleotides long. RefSeq names its product endopolyphosphatase (gene PHM5). The record is from RefSeq and is a predicted model, not a curated record. The transcript has a single exon. NCBI's taxonomy places the organism in Eukaryota, Fungi, Ascomycota, Pichiomycetes, Serinales, Metschnikowiaceae. Bases 1 to 1899 code for a protein of 632 amino acids. Gene Ontology annotation, cellular component: fungal-type vacuole; membrane. Gene Ontology annotation, molecular function: phosphoric diester hydrolase activity; exopolyphosphatase activity; endopolyphosphatase activity. Gene Ontology annotation, biological process: polyphosphate catabolic process.
AUGAAUAGACCAGUGAAAGUCUGGUUGGCAUGCCUACUAGUGGCUGUCUCGACUGUAUUGCUCUAUGUUUGGACCGGCAAAGUUGAGAAUUUGCUCCUCUUGGAAACCGAUAAGAAUUACGAUAUUGCUAACGAUAAGUUGGACAGAUUGGGUCUAACCAAGAAGCGUCCAGUCAUUGUCAAAGACCCUUUGACCGGCGAAUCAAAAAAAAUACAUGGCCGUUUCUUGCAUGUGACAGACUUCCAUCCGGAUCCGUUUUAUAAACCAGGAAGUGAUAUUUCCAUGUUCUGCCAUGGAGGUAAAGGUGAUGCUGGAGAGUACGGAGAUGCCAUUUUGGGAUGUGACUCUCCAAUGGCACUUGUCGAGAAAACAAUCGACUGGAUCGAAGAGAAUUUGAAGGAUGAGAUCGACUUUAUCGUCUGGACGGGUGACAAUAUGCGUCAUGACAACGACAGAAACUAUCCAAGAUUCGAAACUGACAUCUUCGCAAUGAACGAGAAGAUUUCGGAUUUGAUGUUGGAAAAAUUCGGUGACUUGCCUAUUCCCUCUCUUGGAAACAAUGAUGUGUAUCCUCACAAUUUGUUCGCAGUGGGUCCAACCAUGCAAACAAGAGAGUUCUACAAAUUAUGGCGUCACUUUGUUCCACAAUCUCAACUACAUGUGUUCAACCAGGGUGUUUAUUUCUUCCAGGAAGUAAUUCCAAAUCGCUUGGCUGUUCUCUCUAUCAACACACUCUAUUUGUUCCAAUCGAAUCCAUUGGUUGACUCCUGUGACAGAAAGAAAGACCCCGGCUACAAGUUGUUCUUGUGGCUUGGCUACACUUUGAAGGAAAUGAGAAAGAGAAACAUGAAGGUAUGGCUCACUGGUCAUGUUCCACCAAAUGCAAAGAACUACGAUAUUUCUUGUCUCAGAAAGUACAUUCUUUGGUCACAUGAGUACAGAGACGUUGUUAUUGGUGGACUUUACGGCCACAUGAACAUCGAUCAUUUCAUUCCUUUGGACUCUGUCCUGGCUUAUAAAUCCAUGGAGUCUAAAUUCAGACGUCUUGGACAAUUAGACCCAUUACAGAUGGAACAGUCGGAGCCAGAAGACCUGGUUUCUCAAACAUUGGAAGACAUGUAUAAUGCAUUCAAUUCCUCAAUCUACAAUGAUGACGCCGAAGAUUCUCUCGGUUUCGAGCUCAGCUUCAGAAAGAAUGUUCGUAUUGAGGGUGGUAUUCCAACGAACAAGGUCGAUUUCAUGAACACAGUCAGAAAGUCUAUGUAUUCCUCGAUCAAAGGUAAGAAGAAAUCUGGCGAUUUCGGUGAGCGUUACUCAAUUGCUCAUGUUUCCCCCAGUGUUGUCCCUACCUUCAACCCAUCUCUAAGAGUAUGGGAGUACAACAUCACUGAUUUACACGAGACAAAGUCGCUCACCACUACUAAUUGGGACCACUUUUUCACCAAGCUACAGUAUAUUUUAGAAGACGACACAAAAGCCGACCCAAUGGAUUAUGAAGAGGACAUUCUAGAGCUCUCUGAUAAUGACGUUCAUGCUAGCGCCAAGCGUGACAAGACUGUUCCACCUAAGAUGCCUAAAAGCAAACAACUUGGUCCAGCAUAUAUGCCUCAGUUGUUCACGCCAGAAAGGUAUGUUCAGUACUAUCUUGAUUUGGAGUCGAUCAACAAGAAAGAGAAGAAAUUUGACUACGAGAUCGAGUAUACUACUGAUAAAGACUACGGCAUGAAAGAUCUAACUGUUCGGGAAUGGCUCAAGUUCGGACGCAAAUUGGGCAGGCCUGUGAAAGACCUCAAAAAGAAUAUCUUCGAGACGCAAGGUAAAAAAGCUGCUGCUCUCUGGGCUAAAUUUCUUAAGCAUUCCUUUGUCAGUUCAGACUAUGAGAACUUAGGCUACGGUUAG